This is a messenger RNA of Trichosurus vulpecula (common brushtail), 1628 nucleotides long. RefSeq names its product gasdermin-D-like. Bases 1 to 1482 code for a protein of 493 amino acids. The record is from RefSeq and is a predicted model, not a curated record. Gene Ontology annotation, molecular function: phosphatidylserine binding; phosphatidylinositol-4,5-bisphosphate binding; phosphatidylinositol-4-phosphate binding. Gene Ontology annotation, biological process: defense response to bacterium; pyroptotic inflammatory response. The transcript is spliced from 10 exons. NCBI's taxonomy places the organism in Eukaryota, Metazoa, Chordata, Mammalia, Diprotodontia, Phalangeridae.
AUGGCUUCUGCAUUUGAGUGGGCUGCAAAGAACCUUAUCAAAGAGCUGAGCAGAAAUGGGGAGCUGAUCCCUGUGGACAGCCUCAAGAGUUCCACCCACUUCAGUCCCUACUGCUUGGUCCGGAAGAAGACCAGGAGCUCCUUGUUUUGGAGAUCGAAGUAUGUUUGCCUCAAUUUGACUCUCAAGGACAUUCUGGAUCCGAGCUCCCCAGAACCAGAAGUGACCCAGCUUGGACCUUUCCACUUUAAUGAUGAGGUGGAUGGGCAGGUGUCUGCUGGUGUGGAGGUGACUGCCGUGGUGCAGGGGAAGAUUUCAGGACAGAUCUCAAAGUCAAACAGAACUGUCCUGGAGGUCAAGAUUCUCACCGUGUCCCCUACCACCUGGGACUGCUUACAGAAGGAAAGGAAACUGAAGAAACCAGAGCCCUCUAUCUUUCAGCAGCUUCGGAAACAGGGAGAGAACCUGUAUGUUGUGACAGAAGCUGUGAAGACUCAGAAAGAGACCAUUGUGAAGAGGUCCAGAAAUAGGGAAGGCUUUGGGAAGAUCACCAUUCCUGUAGCCUCAUGUGUCCAGGGUGAGGGUAAGGGUCACUUUAACACAGUGAAGACAGUGACCGUCCCUGAGGGCAGUAUACUUGCUUUCCAAGUUGCCAAGAUGAUUAUCCGGGACCACUGGAGUGUUCUUCUACUUCCAGAUGGGAACCAGAAAUCCUUCCCACCCUAUUCACAAACAGCAUUGGAAAUCUGCUCUUCAUCAGGUUUGAUAGUAAUUAGAAAAAAAGGCAUACUUAAGCACUCUGAUGACGAGUCUUCAGAUGAAGAUAUUUCACCUCCUUCCUGCAAAUAUUUUCAAGGGGAUGCCACACCAGGCUUUGAGCAACUACAGGCUGAGGUGGAGAAAGAACAACACCCACUAACUAAGCAGGACAGGAAGUUACAGCAGUUUCUGCUUCAGGCUCUCCUGGUGAUCCUCCAGAGUGAGCAGGACCUGCUGGACUUAGAAGACACGCUAGAACAGAGUUUGUACACUGGGGUACCCACACAGAAGGUGGAGGGCAUGAAAGGCAACAUCCUAAGAAAAUUGCAAGACCAGAGUGGACAACUUGUGGAGGAAACAGCAAGGCCAUUCCUCUAUCUCCUUGGAGCUCUGAAUGCCCUGAGUGACGUCCAACAUCAGCUCCUGAUCCAGUUGCUAGAGAAAAAGGAAGAGAUCCUGUCCCAGGAGAUAGAUCUGGUGAAGGAAAUUCUGAAGGACAACUUCAAUCAGACCAAGGAGAGGCCUUUCUCCCUUCCUUCAGAGCUGCUGUCCUUUGUCCAGGGCCAGGAUGAGAACUUGACUCUCACACAUGACCUGUUGGAAGAGUGUGGACUGUGGCUCUCAGGAGAUGAACUCCAAAUUACCUGGAACCCCAGUGCUCUGCAGUCACUUUGUGCACUAUAUGGGAGUCUGGUGAUGCUGCAGUCUCUCACUAAAGCCUGCUGACCUAGCCUUCUCUUUCUCCCCCCAUUUGGUACCUCCUCCCCCUAUGUCAGCCCCAGGCCCAGUGGAGUAGGGGACAGCCCUAUUUAACAUCACAGGAUCACAACACUUGUGGGUUGGGCCUUCCCCUGCUGCUGCACCCAAAAGGA